Molecule: messenger RNA, 1639 nt
Organism: Balearica regulorum gibbericeps (East African grey crowned-crane)
Lineage: Eukaryota; Metazoa; Chordata; Aves; Gruiformes; Gruidae
Source: RefSeq, a predicted model, not a curated record
CCUCUCCACAGCUGAACACGCGGGACUCGCAGCUGAAGACAGAAGGGAAGCCUCCGGAGAGCGUACUGAAGAGGAUCCAAAUCUGGAAGAGGCAGCAGCAGCUGGCAGGGAACGGGGCCCUCUUUGAGGAGAACCUAGCUCCACUGCAGAAGAGGUGAGAUGGCAUGGGGCAGAGACAGGGGACCCAGAGCAACCCUCCUGCCCCCUCUGCUCCCCUGGGAGUGGGGAGACUGCAGGCUGGAGGGACUCUGGGAGAGUGCUCCUUCCUGGUGGAGAAGCAGCCCCCGCAGGUGCUGAAGACCCAGACCAAGUUCCAGGCAAGUGUCCGGUUCCUGCUGGGCCCCCAGCUGCUGAAGGCAUCAGCCAAGCCCUACAUGGUGCGGGCCGACAUGGUGACGGAGAAGCAGGCGCGGGAGCUGGCGCUCAGCGCCUACAGCAAUGUCCUCAGCGAGAGCACGGGGGAGAUCAUGCAUAACGUGGUGGCCCUGGAGACCAACCCCACCAGUGGGACCUGCUGUGCCAACUUCAAGAACGUGCUGCUGAAGAAGAUCAAGCGCUGCGAGCGGAAGGGGUCCGAGUCAGUGACAGAGGAGAAGUGUGCCGUCCUGUUCAGCACCACUGUGGCCCUGACCCCCAGCAACCUCUCCGUCCACCUCCAGGUUCUGUCUCUGCCCAUUGUGGUUAUUGUCCACGGGAACCAGGACAAUAACGCCAAAGCAACCGUGCUGUGGGAUAACGCCUUCUCUGAGAUCGACCGGGUGCCCUUUGUGGUGGCCGAGCGGGUGCCCUGGGAGAAGAUGUGUGAUACGCUGAACCUGAAGUUCAUGGCAGAGGUGCAGACCACCAAGGGGCUUCUCAAGGAGCACUACUUCUUUCUGGCCCAGAAGGUCUUCAAUGACCACAGUGCCAGCCUCGAGGACUUUCAGAGCCGCAGCGUCUCCUGGGCCCAGUUCAACAAGGAGAUCCUGCCCGGUCGGGGAUUCACCUUCUGGCAGUGGUUUGAUGGAGUCCUCGACCUCACCAAGAGAUGCCUCAAAAGUUACUGGUCAGACAGGCUCAUCAUCGGCUUUAUCAGCAAGCAGUACGUCUGCAAACUCCUGAGCACAGAGCCUGAUGGGACCUUCCUGCUCCGCUUCAGUGACUCGGAGAUCGGGGGUGUCACUAUCGCUCACGUCAUCCGGGGCAAGGAUGGAUCCAGCCAGGUGGAGAACAUCCAGCCCUUCUCUGCCAAGGACCUGUCCAUCCGGUCCCUCGGUGACCGCAUCCGUGACCUGGGGCAGCUCCGCAACCUCUACCCCAACACCCCCAAGGACCAGGCGUUUGGGAGUCACUACAACAAAGAGCAGACAGGAAAGGACGGCCGGGGCUACGUCUCCACCGCCAUCAAGAUGACAGUGGAAAGCGAAAGGGACCAGCAGCCCCAGAACGCUGCGGGGGGCUCCCCCGAAGCCUCCCAGGCUCAGAUGUUCAGCCUGCCCAUGCUACAGCCCGAGCUGCACCCCGAGAGCCUGCAGUCAGUGCUCAGCCCCAUCUGCCCUCCUGCUCCCUUCUGCCCCCAGCCCGUCCCCACAGGCUACCCCACGGGUGAAAGCAACAUCAACAUGAUGGUUUCCGACAAUCUCCCGUCCUCCUUUCCCAG